AUGUCUUCUUCAUCUACUAAUACUAAGUCAAGUGGUUUCGGUAUAACAAUACAUCAUGCAGGUCAAAAUGCUGACAAUUCACUUGCACCAUCGCCAUCAGGUGGUAGUGGAGAUCCUUUGAAGCAAACAACACAAAAAUCUGAUGGUCAACAUGCAGCAAAUGAAUCAAAUAAACAAGAAGCAAUAAAUGAAGAUGAUAUUAAAAAUAAUAAACCAUAA
Messenger RNA from Adineta steineri, 219 nucleotides. Lineage: Eukaryota; Metazoa; Rotifera; Eurotatoria; Adinetida; Adinetidae. The record is from the annotation of a GenBank genome assembly.